AUGGCGACAACCACAAGAAUGUUUUGCCUCGUGCUCGUUAUGGUUCUAAUGGGAUGUUGUUGCUCGGCAAAAAUCUACAAAGUGGGAGAGUCGAAGGGAUGGACAGCGAAGAAGGACGGUAGCUAUUAUGAAUGGGCUAAGCGUAAGGAAUUCCAAGUGGGGGAUUCUCUGAUGUUCGAAUAUGAUGGCAACGUCAACGACGUCACUCAAGUUUCCAGUCGUUUGGUUGGUGUUUUUGUCGUUUUUGUCGCCCAUGACCAUCCGAUUCCUCCACCACCACCACCGAGAAAGAUCCUUCCUUUCGGAAAAGAUUACAAGGUCGGUGACUCCAACGAAUGGAGGGUUCCUGAAGAGAGUGACUUCUAUUCCAAGUGGAGUGAGGAGAAACAGUUUCAUGUGGGAGACAAUCUUCUUUUCUACUACAACGACCAAGUCGAUGACGUCCUAGAAAUCAACAGUGAUCUUGAGUUCAAAUCUUGCGACACUAUUUCUCCUGUUGCCGUGCACAAUGCUGGACAAGAUCUCAUAAGGCUAACGAAACCAGGAAUCUGCUAUUUUAUUACCUCAAAGAUUGGUCAUUGUGAGGCUGGGCUUAAGCUUCGAAUUGUGGUGCGACCACUAUCCAAAAGUGUUCCUAAGAAGAUGCAGUUGUCACCUUUCGACCGUCUCAUCAAGUGGCUACACGAUUCCUUCACACCCCACCCCCAUCACUAA
Molecule: messenger RNA, 714 nt
Organism: Brassica oleracea var. oleracea
Lineage: Eukaryota; Viridiplantae; Streptophyta; Magnoliopsida; Brassicales; Brassicaceae
Exons: 1
Coding region: 1-714 (237 amino acids)
Cellular component (GO): plasma membrane
Molecular function (GO): electron transfer activity
Source: RefSeq, a predicted model, not a curated record